AUGACAAGAUCUAGAUCAAGGUCACCACGAUGGAAACCAAGGUCCUUGUCGCCAGCAUUUAGGAGUCCAGAGCAUCAUAGGCAAAGGCAUGCUCAUACUAAUUAUGACUGUGAAUAUAAAAGCUUUCGUAAGGACCCAAAGAAACCUAUGCCUUGGAGAACAGAAGAUGAAAAAUAUGGACAAAGCAAUUCCAGGUUUGCGCCUCAUGGAAAUAACCACCAGAGAAUGUACGAACGUAGAUCACCUUCACCAAACCUGAAAAGAAUUCCCAUGGAAGAUACUUACAGUCAUAAGCCCUACAGAACACAUUUGUCUGAAAGAACUGAAAGCAGUAGGAGAUGCCAGUUACCACCAAAAUACUCGGAAAUACCAUAUAAAGAGCAUGAUCGUCCAUUUUACCAGCACAAAACGGAAGAAAGAUACAUGUUUGAGCACUACAAAGUCACUGGAAAUGAAAAAGGAAUGAAAUCUUUUCAUAGACCGUUAGGGGCUUCAUGUAAACUUGAAAGAAAAUGGCAUGAAGAUGACUUGAGGCACCAGAGGUUACAUGAAGAGAAGUAUGGUCAGUCACCCAGAAGAGUUUCUGAUGAAUUUACGGCAAGGAGCUCUUUACAGAAGAGGUAUCCUGAAGAUCACGAUUACAGAGAAUAUGGGCACACGUCUAAAAGGGCUAAAGAAAUGGAGAGGUAUGACGGUGGAGAAGUAGCAAGAAAUUCCAAGUGGAAGCAAGAACGUUCUUUUCCACCCUACCAAGAAAAGGAGGAGCAAAGAAAUCUGGGUGCCCAGUCCCACCGAUCGGCUGAAAGGGAGUACUCAGAGGCUACCUUUGUGACAGAACCCUAUGAGUACAGUCACAAACGGCGCAGGCAUCUGGAUGCGGAAAAGCCUUUUUCAGAUGAUAGAGCUCAGAAGUACGUGAAGCAGGAAGACCAGAAAUACGGUUCUUCUAAGGGUGCCCGGAAUAGCAAAGAGUUAGAUUACUUUAGUAGUGGAAGAGUGAGAUGGACUGAAGAAGGGCACAUUGAAGUACCUGUUGUUAAAUAUAGUUCAAAGAAGGGCUGCAAUGCUUGUGUUAACUCUUCCAAAAUGGAUGCUGAUCUGAGAUCUUUUAAAAACAAACCGAAGGAAAGAGUAAGGGAAGAAGGGGAAUUCAGGAAAAAAGUAAAUUCCUCUGAUAGCCAGCAUGAUUCAAGUCAUACUGUUUCAGAUGUGAAACUGUCAGAUGUCAACUGUAGGAGGGAACGUCUCACAAUCAAAGUGGAUAUGAAGAAAAUGGUGACCAAGUACAGGACUGCUUCUAGUCAUACUACAGAGAGACAGAUGUCCCAUGAUCUGGUCGCUGUUGGCAGGAAAACUGAAAAUUUUCAUCCGGUAUUUGAGCACAUGGAGUCUGUAACACAAAAUGUUGAAAAUGACCCAUCCAGAGAAUUUACUCAGGAAAUAAUCACAAUUAUCCAUCAAGUUAAAGCAAAUUAUUUUACGUCUUCUGACAUAACUCUACAUGAACGGUUCUCAAAAAUUCAGGACAAACCAAUUGCAAAUAUGAGUGAAGUUAAAAUACAUUUGGAUCCAGAAAUUCACAGGAGGAUUGACAUGUCUCUAGCAGAACUUCAGAACAAACGAACUGUGCCAUCUGAAUCUCCCCAGAAUAUUAUGAGAGUGUUAGAAGAUCCAAAUGAUCUACGGCACGAUAUAGAAAGGAGGAGAAAAGAGAGAUUGAAGAAUGAAGAUGAGAGAGUGUUUCAUGUAGAUGGUGUAACUCCAAGGAACCAGCAAAGCUGCAAUCUUUCAAAAUUACAAAACUCUCAGCUUGAUGGCUUCCAAAAGCCUAUGAGGUUCAUUAAGCCACCUUUCAGGAAAUUUAUUGGGAAACCUCACCUGAAUUCUUACUAUUCUUCAAAACCAAGUGAUACUUACCCUCACAGACGCAUUAGAGGACACCUUGAAAAUGCAGGACCCAUCAGAAGAUCCUUUAAGAGCAACUUUGCAGAUGGCCGUUUGCAAUCCCAUUAUAAAUCAGGCUUAGUACAGAAGGGUUUAUAUAUUCAGGCUAAGUACCAGCGGUUACGUUCUUUUGGUGUAAGGGGAUUUACCACUAAUAAAUUCAGAGAUGGAUUUUUGAGGAAAGAAAAGGGAAAUUUAAAUAUUGCAACAGAAACCUGAACUGAGCUGUGAUCCUGAAGUUGAAACAGAUAACACAGCAAAGCGAAUGUCUGUUCAUUUUUUGACAACUUUGUCAAGACUUAAAAUAAGAUAAAGGAACUAACCCUGUAACUUUCUUGAUAAAAAAUAACUUUAUUUUUCAGUAGUGGAAUACUGCAAAACUUUUUUACAGUUUUAAUAAUUGCUUUUAAAGUACAGUAUUCGAUUGAAACAUUGUAGUAUGUACCUUUAGUUCCUUUUGCAUACCAGUCUCAAGUAAAGAAGUUGUUGAAGGGAGUCUUAUUUAUUGAAUACUUUUUCCUCUAAGUAUGAUGUUACAGAUGGAACUUGAGUUGUUAUACCCAGAGGUUUAUAUGUUGAAAGAUUAUUGCUUAUGUAAUAAAAAAAAAAAGGAAAAAAAAAAGUGC
Molecule: messenger RNA, 2570 nt
Organism: Phaethon lepturus (White-tailed tropicbird)
Lineage: Eukaryota; Metazoa; Chordata; Aves; Phaethontiformes; Phaethontidae
Gene: BCLAF3
Product: chromosome unknown open reading frame, human CXorf23
Exons: 11
Coding region: 1-2163 (720 amino acids)
Biological process (GO): positive regulation of transcription by RNA polymerase II
Cellular component (GO): mediator complex
Molecular function (GO): transcription coregulator activity; DNA binding
Source: RefSeq, a predicted model, not a curated record